UUCGGCAUUUCUUGUAUCAACAUUUUCUAGUCAACAUGAGUCCAGAAUUCUCCACACUGCUGAUCUUGAUUUUUUUGGAGAAAGCAGGAUCUUCGGUGAGACCCGUGGUGACCUUCAACCCAAACUGGGACAAGAUCUUCACAACCGAGUCUCUAACAAUGACCUGUAAUGUGAGGUCACCUAUUCCAGGAGAUGUGAGAUACACCUGGUACAAGAAUAAUAAUCUGAUACACACAGGACAAAGCUUUGUUAUUAGAGAUGCAAGAACAGGUUACAGUGGGAAUUACCAGUGUAAAGGCUCCAAAACAGAAAUAAGUGACCCUGCCAGACUGGAUGUCAGUAAUGACUAUGUGAUCCUGCAGGCUCCUCUCCAUGUUCAUGAAGGUGACAAUGUGACUCUGAGAUGUCACCAUUAUCCCGAAUAUUCUGGAGGAGAGACUAUAUUUUACAAGGAUAAUGUUGUUAUAAGGAUUUGGAGAUAUGACCCUGAGUUACAUAUUUAUAACAUAAACCUAGCAGGAUCCAAAGGAUAUAAAUGUACAAAAAAAAUCCCGUAUUCUGGGUACAGUGGAGAAGCUUCUAUACCUAUGAAAGAACUCUUCACAACUCCAGAAAUGAAGGUGACCCCAUUUCCGGUAAUGGAAGGAGAUGAUGUGAUGGUGACAUGUCACAUGAAUGUGUCUUUAUACAGACCAGAGACAAAAGUGCAGUUUGCUUUCCACAAAGCCGGACAGAAUGUUCAGAGAUUUGGAUCCUCUGACCAAUAUGGAUUCCAGUCCGCUAAACUGGAGGAUUCUGGGAAAUAUUACUGUGAAGUUUCUGGCAGAAUGAUAGUGAAGAGGAGUAAAGAGCUUAACAUUGAAAUAAAUGAGCCCUUCACUCAACCAGAAAUUAUAAUGACCCCAAAUCAAAUGACAGAAGGAGACAAUAUGACCCUGACCUGUCACACAAUACGCAGCAAACUCAUUCCUGAUACAGGUCUGGAAUUUGCUUUUUACAGAGAUGGACGAAAUGUUCAGGAAUUCAGUUUAUCUAAUCAAUAUGAAGUCCGGUCUGCUGAGACAAAGCAUUCUGGGAGUUAUUCCUGUAAAAUUAGGUUUUCAACAAACAAAUUAACAAGGAGCAGUGAAGAGUUAUACACCCAGAUACAAGAGCUAUUCUCUCAGCCAGAAAUUGAGAUAAUCCCAGACGUGGACAUACAACGCAAUCAAACGAUCCUAACAUGUAAAACAAGUGUAAUGAGAAAGGGCAUUAACCUGCAAUUUGCUUUCUACAAGAAUGGUCAGAAAAUUCAGGAAUUCAGUUCAUCUCAUCAGUAUGUAGCCCCACUAGCAAAGGUGGUGGAUCCUGGGAAUUAUCAUUGUGAAGUAAGAACUUCAACCAACAAUGUAAAAAAGAAGAGUGAGGAAAUAACUUUGGAAAUACAAGGAGAAUAUAAUCCAGCAGUGAUACAGAACAUGAUCCGGCUAAUACUAUCUGGAAUUCUGUUGAUAAUUUCUUUUCUUUUCAUCUUUUAUCACAUGAAAUUUAUCAAAUCUCUUAAACCUGGAAUUAAAGGGCCCACGCCUCCAAGACGGUGAUAAGAAUGAUGGCCUACUACCUACUGGACUGUCAGAUUACGUCUACAUACAUUAGUGACAUCCUUUUGGAUCACCAGUCUAAUUAAAAAAUGUUGCCCUAAUUUUUUAAACAGUGUUAUAGGCAGUGGCCCGGAUUCA
Rana temporaria (common frog) is the source of this 1718-nucleotide messenger RNA. Its product is annotated as high affinity immunoglobulin gamma Fc receptor I-like. Lineage: Eukaryota; Metazoa; Chordata; Amphibia; Anura; Ranidae. Bases 36 to 1580 code for a protein of 514 amino acids. The record is from RefSeq and is a predicted model, not a curated record. The transcript has 8 exons. Gene Ontology annotation, molecular function: transmembrane signaling receptor activity. Gene Ontology annotation, biological process: cell surface receptor signaling pathway.